AUGCCUUCUAAGAAGAAGAAGCCUUAUCCACCUCCCUUAGUGGUGGACCCCAUCAGCAGCAAACACACCCAUACCUUUAUCAUACUCCACGGUCUAGGUAGCAAUGCCAACCGCUUCGGGCCCGAAUUUCUCGAGUCUACCAAUCUGCCAGCCCAGCUACCAACCGUUAAAUUUAUCUUCCCUACCGCUAGCAAACGGCGCUCAACAGUAUUUAAGAAAAUGCCAAUCCACCAGUGGUUUGAUAUCUUCUCUCUUGAAGAUCCUGGGCAAAGGUCUGAUUUGCAGAUUGACGGAUUGUGCGAGACGGGGCAGUUCCUAAGGAAAUUAAUCGAUGAUGAGGCAUGCCUUCUUGGUGAUGGUGGGCAUCUAAAAGUUGUUUUGGGCGGGUUGAGCCAGGGCUGCGCGGCGGGUGUGUUUACUUUACUUGGUGGUGGGUUCGGAGCUCGUGGGGAUAAAGCUCUCGGUGGGUUCUUUGGCAUGAGUGGAUGGUUGCCAUUUGUGCAGCAGGUUAGAGAUAUCUUCACCUCCCGCACUGCUGCUAAAGACGAAGAUGGUGAUGGUGAUGAGAUUUCCUCUGCUCCUGUGAGCUUUGAUGGUUUUGAACGUGAACAGGAUGGUGGUGAAGCUGAGUCACCUACUCACCAAGCCGUGAAUCACAUCCGCGACAUCCUCGAUCUUUCACUUCUAUCAGAGUCUACGGGGGAAGAACUCGAACCAGCAGCACCAGAACUAUCAUCACUAUGCCAUCUCCGAACACCAAUCUUUCUCGGUCACGGUUCCACAGACCCCAAAGUUUCAGUCCAGCAUGGAGAGGGAAUGUCCAGCCUGCUGUCUGAACAGCUACGCAUGGAUGUUACAUGGGAGGUAUAUCCGGAAUUUGGGCAUUGGUACAAGAUUCCGGACGAGAUCGAUGAUAUUCUUCUAUUUUUACGAGAAAAGGUUGAUAGUUCCCUUUUUCCCGAGAGGAGAUAG
Messenger RNA from Microsporum canis CBS 113480, 972 nucleotides. RefSeq lists its product as hypothetical. The record is from RefSeq and is a predicted model, not a curated record. Lineage: Eukaryota; Fungi; Ascomycota; Eurotiomycetes; Onygenales; Arthrodermataceae. Bases 1 to 972 code for a protein of 323 amino acids. Gene Ontology annotation, molecular function: carboxylic ester hydrolase activity; palmitoyl-(protein) hydrolase activity. Gene Ontology annotation, cellular component: cytoplasm. Gene Ontology annotation, biological process: protein depalmitoylation. The transcript has a single exon.